This is a messenger RNA of Jaculus jaculus (lesser Egyptian jerboa), 969 nucleotides long. Its product is annotated as putative olfactory receptor 10D4. The record is from RefSeq and is a predicted model, not a curated record. Gene Ontology annotation, cellular component: membrane. Gene Ontology annotation, biological process: G protein-coupled receptor signaling pathway. Lineage: Eukaryota; Metazoa; Chordata; Mammalia; Rodentia; Dipodidae. Gene Ontology annotation, molecular function: olfactory receptor activity; G protein-coupled receptor activity. The transcript has a single exon. Bases 25 to 969 code for a protein of 314 amino acids.
UGCUUUUGUAGGAUUGCCUGUCCCAUGACCAUGAGGAAUUACACCUUUGUGAAAGAGUUCAUCUUGCUGGGGAUUUCUAAAACUGAGGGGCUGGAGAACAUGAUGUUUGGCUUGUUCCUGGUCUUCUACCUUUUUGCCCUACUGGGCAACCUACUCAUCUUCCUCACCAUUCUGGUUUCUUCCAACCUCCACACUCCCAUGUAUUUCUUUCUGGGAAACUUGGCAGUAUUUGACAUAUUUUUUCCUUCUGUAAAUUGCCCCAAGAUGAUGGCCUACCUCAUGGGACACAGCCACAGCAUCUCUUUCCAGGGCUGUGCCUCCCAGGUUUUCUUCUAUCACACUUUGGGUUGUACUGAGUGCUUCCUGUACACGAUGAUGGCCUAUGACCGCUUUGUGGCUAUUUGUCACCCUAUGCGAUACACAGUCAUCAUGAACCACAGCAUGUGUACCUGUCUGACAGUGGGCACUUGGCUGGGGGGCUGUGUGCAUGGGAGCAUCCUCACAUUUCUUAUUUUUAAGUUACCAUACUGUGGUCCCAAUGAGGUGGACAGUUUCUUUUGUGACAUUCCAGUGGUACUGUCCCUGGCGUGUGCAGACACCUCCAUAGCUCAAACUGUGAGUUUUACCAACGUAGGUGUUGUUGCACUUGUGUGUUUUUUCCUUGUCCUCACUUCUUACAUUCGCAUAGUUACCUCCAUAUUGAAAAUCCGUUCCUCUGAAGGCAGGAACAGAGCCUUCUCCACCUGCAGUGCCCACCUGACUUCCAUUCUGUUGUUCUAUGGGCCUGUGAUUCUCGUGUAUCUCAGACCUGCUUCCAGUCCCUGGUUAGAUUCUGUGGUUCAGGUGUUUAACAAUGUUGUCACCCCUUCCCUGAACCCUUUGAUUUAUUCUUUGAGAAAUAAGGAAGUUAAGUUAGCCCUGAGGAAGGUGUUAACUCAAGUAACCCCACCUCUGGGCCAUAAGGAAUAG